Molecule: messenger RNA, 1530 nt
Organism: Cuscuta campestris
Lineage: Eukaryota; Viridiplantae; Streptophyta; Magnoliopsida; Solanales; Convolvulaceae
Source: the annotation of a GenBank genome assembly
AAGAGAAAAGAAGAGAAGUACGCGACUUCUUCUUCACCGCUUCACCGCAGAGAGAAUCGAACCAAUUUCUUCAACGCUCCAACGUUCCUCCGUAAAAUUCGCAACAAUUAAUCGCCAACGGGAAGAUAUCAACGGAAGAAUGCUUGCUCUAUAAAUUGGAGUGGCUACCACUAUCAACACGGGGGGAACAUCGACGGGAAUAAAGCAGCGGCUUGGCCGCUGCUAUGGUGGCCGACGUUCGACGAUGGCAGCGGCGGCAGUAGCUCCGGCGACGGCUGUGGUCGAGGGUGGGCAGUCUUCUUCAAGCUCCAAUUUCUUCAAUUUCAUCUUCUUCUUCAUCAAUUGAUGGAUAUCGAGACCAUUGAACACGCAUAGGGCGGCCCAAAUACAAUUUUGAGGCCCAACAUGGAUAAAGCACCGUACUAGAGAGCGAAGGGAGAUCGAAGCAGAAGGAUCGGAUGAAGUAAUGGUCGGACGAAGAACAAGGAACUCUAGGUGCAAUGCCACUAGCUCACAGUAAUCAUCUGCUGCGAUGUGGGUGCCUGAACAGCACAACACACACAAAGUAAUGAGUUAGAGGCGGCCCUGCAAAACAACGUCAACAUAAUGGUUAACGUCAUGGAAAGGCUUGCGCGAGCCCCCCCAAGACCCUCCGGUGUUCCCAGAAACUCAACUGGGCAGCCGCGACUGAUCCUUGAGACGACUGGGGGGCAGGCCAACCCAAUCAAGAGAGAAGGAAGCCAUAAGGAGGUGCCUCGAUGCAGAAUUUGCUUGGAACAAUCGGGAGAACCAGAGACAAGCCUGGAAGAUAGGUCGCGCAGCGAUUGGGCUCCAAGCAACCAGCCAGGCACACAACACGAAAACUGGAAUUUGAGAGGUACAGUGUUCGAGCGGAUGUCCCGGGACGGGUCCCGGUUAGGGAAAGGUUGGGAAAGAACCAGGAAAAGGCACUCAUGGGCUAGGAGCGGCCCCAGCCAGGUGAAAUCAUCCCACCGAGAAAAGCGCACAAGCCAGGGGGAGGAUGAGGCGCAGAGCUAGUUAAGGGUUCCGGCGGUUCGGCUCUUAAGACCGCCAAACUUGGAGAUUGGGAAUUCUCAAGAUCUCCAACGGAAGAUUCAAGAGAUGCAGCGUAAGGCGUAGACUUAUCGCCUGCCUCCGGUAUUGUAUGAGUUGUUUCUCUUUGUGUUUUUUUUUUAUUUAUUGGUGGCAAUGUGCUCUAUUAUUUGCUCGGGAAAAUUCAAAUCAAAACCCAAAGUAACUGCCCAAAAUACCCAAUCUUCUUCUUCCCUCGCCACCCUAUCGUACCCAACCAUAUUUGUGGAAAUUACAGCGCCUCCUCACCAUAUAUCUCGAGCAGCCAUUCAUCAAACACCGACAGUAUAUUGUAAUUAAGUCGAAGAAGAAGAAGAAGAAUGAGUUUUGGGGGGGGAUGGAAAAAGGUUUCCCUGACAUGGAAUAUCUUCUUCCUCCUUUGCAUCACAUCUUCUUCUGCUCAACUCUUGCCCGAGGACGAAGGUAAGUUUCUCAUCU